CAUGACCUCCAGGCCGCCCACCCCGUCUCGGCCGAGAUCUCCGUCCCAGAUCGGGAGACUCUGACGGGCUUCUACGACCACUACGUCCACGUGCCCCCCCACGAGAGCCAGCGGGUGCGCGAGUUCGUGGAGGGCUUCGUGGACGACCUCCUGGCAGCCAUCCGGGAGACGUCGGGCGACCGAGCCGACAUGGAGGUGGACGACUUCAUCGAGGUGGGCAGCCUCUACGAGGCCUGGUGCACGGGGAGGACCUUGACCUGUGACCUCUGGGUGCCCGUCUCCCCCCGCGAGCCGUACAGCUUCGAAGCCCAGCUGUCGACUGACCAGGACGGACACGGCAAGUCCAAGGUGCGCUCGGGAUACGGGAGGGUGAAGGUGCGUGAAGGUGGACGAGGCACUGCCAAUGGAUGCCCAUGCGGUCAGACCGGCGAAGACAACGAUAUGCUGUGCCUUCUUCAUACCCAUGAGAAAAAGGAAGAGAAAAAUGGUGAGGUCGCAGAUGCCAUAGACGCACCCCUGUGCUGUGAGAACACCCCUUACCUGUCCAGAACCGACGUGGCCAAGUGGUUCCGGUCAGCCGUGCGCAAAGCCUGGGAGCAGAUGUCGCACAAGUACGAGCUGGAGCUGACGUUCCAGAGCCGGGAAUCGUUGGGGGCUUUGCGCGUCCGGUUCCGUUCGGGGAAGGCGGUCCACUUCAACGUCACGCCCGUGGUGAAGUUCGACGACACGGACAUGUGUCUGGUCUCCUACGUCGCACCGAAGAGGAAGGACGGCACACCGGUGGAGGCCCAGCAGUGGCCGCUGUCGUUCGCCCGCUACGAGAAAAGCCUCCUCAGGCACCUCGGCCGGCGCCUCCCGCCCAACGCCUGCCACCUCCGCUGCCUGCGGAUCCUGUCCUUCCUCAACAAGAAACAAGCCGGGCUCACCGGCGAGAGCGGCCUCUCCAGCCACCACCUCAAGACGGCCCUGCUGCACCUGCUGCUGGACAAGGCGCCGUCGGAAUGGGGCCCGGAGCACCUGGCCGGCCGACUGCGGGACGCGCUGGACCUCCUCAAGAGCCGCCUGCAGAAGAGAUGGCUGAGUCACGCUCUCGUCGGCAACCCACUGGUCCCACCAGAGCUCGGGCUUCCCGCAAACGUGUGUCAGUCAAAGCCCAUUAAUGUUUUACAGCCGCUCUUGAGUCAGGGACGGCUGUACACCAGAACUGUGCAGCACUUUGAGGAAAUGCUGAGGAAUAUUCCCGUGCUGAUACAGGAGUAUAUGAACGUUCCAAAGAAGGUGGAUUCCAGCUCAUAAAAAGUGAUUUAGACAAAGACUGGCCAAAUUGUGAACUGUGCAUGUUAAGCCCAAUGUUGGGUUGACAAGUCAGGCUCCAACUUCAGUGUUGUCAAUACAUCUCUACAGUGUCAUAUUGUGAGAAGAUUAAUGUAUCAGUGUAUGUAAGCUUGGCAUCACUCU
Molecule: messenger RNA, 1458 nt
Organism: Alosa sapidissima (American shad)
Lineage: Eukaryota; Metazoa; Chordata; Actinopteri; Clupeiformes; Clupeidae
Product: inositol 1,4,5-trisphosphate receptor-interacting protein-like
Exons: 1
Cellular component (GO): membrane
Source: RefSeq, a predicted model, not a curated record